Quercus robur (English oak) is the source of this 3468-nucleotide messenger RNA. RefSeq names its product disease resistance protein Roq1-like. Gene Ontology annotation, biological process: signal transduction; defense response. Lineage: Eukaryota; Viridiplantae; Streptophyta; Magnoliopsida; Fagales; Fagaceae. The transcript is spliced from 5 exons. The record is from RefSeq and is a predicted model, not a curated record. Gene Ontology annotation, molecular function: ADP binding. The coding region runs from base 94 to 3468 and encodes 1124 amino acids.
CCUUCUCUCUCUCUCUCUCUCUCUGUGUUUUUGGCUUCAUUAUACUUGAUACAUAUCUAUUUUAUAGUUCAAGAAUCACCAAGUUAAUAUCCGAUGGCUUUUAUGGGCACCAAAAGUGCAUCCUCAUCUUCUUCUUCUACCAUGUCUGGAUGGACAUAUGAUGUCUUUCUUAGUUUUAGAGGGAGUGACACCCGUAAAAAUUUUACAGAUCAUCUAUAUGCUGCUUUGAAUCAGAAAGGUAUAUUCACAUUCAGGGAUGAUGAAAAACUUGAGCGAGGAACAUUUAUUGCUCCAGAACUCUUGAGAGCAAUAGAAGAAUCGAGAUUUGCUGUCGUUAUUAUCUCACAAGACUACGCUUCAUCGAGAUGGUGUUUGGUUGAACUAGCAAAGAUUGUUGAGUGCAUGAAAAAGGAGAGGCUUAUAGUUUUGCCUGUUUUCCACUACAUAGAUCCUAGUGAUGUGGGGAAUCUGAAGAAGACUUUUGGAGAAGCCUUUGCUAAACAUGAAGAGCAUUACAAAGAUAACAUAGAGGAAGUAUAUAGAUGGAAAGCUGCUUUGACACAAGUUGCUAAAAUUGCUGGAUGGGAUUUACGAGACAAACAUGAGGCAAAAGUUGUUGAAGAAAUAAUUGGAAAGAUAUUGGAUAAAUUGACUUCUACAUACUCAAUUGUUCCCAAGGAUUUUGUUGGAAUAAACUCUCGUAUGGAGGAACUGGUGAAUUUAUUAGGCAUGGGGUUGAAUGAUGUUUGCUUUAUAGGGAUUUGGGGAAUGGGGGGAUUGGGCAAAACAACUCUAGCACGAGUUGUUUAUGAUAAAUUUCGUCAUCGUUUUGAAGGCAGCAGCUUUCUUGCCAAUGUUAGAGAAGAAUGUGGAAAACAUGGUUUAGUUCAUUUACAAAAACAGCUUCUUUCUGAUAUCUUGAUUGAAAGAAAUAUUGAUUUUUCAGAUGUUCAAUGGGGAAGUAAUGUGAUAGAGAAAAGAUUAUGUUAUAAAAGUGUUCUUAUCGUUCUUGAUGAUGUGGAUCUACUUGAUCAAUUAGAAGCGUUAGCAGGCGAGCGAGUUUGGUUUGGUCGAGGGAGUAGAGUCAUUAUAACUACAAGAGAUCAACAUCUAUUGAUCAAACAUGAUGUGGCUAGAGCUGAAAUAUACGAGGCUACGAAAUUGAAUAGUGAUGAAGCUCUUCAGCUCUUUAGUCGAAAAGCCUUCAAGAAAGACCAUCCUUUAGAAGGUUAUGUGGAGUUGUCCAAGAAAGCAAUAAGUUAUGCUCAAGGCCUUCCUUUGGCUCUUAAUGUUUUGGGUCCCUUCUUGAAACAUAGAAGCCCUGAUGCAUGGAAAAGUGCCCUAGAUAGACUGAAAGAAACUCCUCCGAAAAAAGUUUUGGAUACACUCCGGAUAAGUUUUGAUGGCUUGGAAGAAACAGAGAAAAAAAUAUUUUUAGAUAUUGCUUAUUUCUUCAAAGGAGAAGAUAAAGAUCGUGUAACAAAUAUACUACAAACUCCCCGUUACAAGCCAAGCAUUGAUAUAGAUGUUCUCGUGGAAAAAUCUCUCAUAACCAUCUUCAGGGGACGUUUGUGGAUGCAUGAUUUACUGCAAGAAUUAGCUCAGCAAAUUGUUCAUAUCGAGUCCCCUGAACAGCCUGGUAGUCGUAGUAGGUUGCGGCUCAAGGAUGAUGUUCUUCAUGUACUGGAAAAUAACACAGGAUCAAAAAAAAUUCGAGGCAUAAUGUUGCAUUUGCCCCAACCGAUAAAAGUGCAACUACACACUGAAGCUUUCAGAAGGAUGAAAAAUCUCAAAUUUCUAAUAGUUGAGAAUGUACAUAUUUGUGAACCAUUUGAAUUUCUUCCCCAUGGUCUAAUAUAUCUUAAGUGGCCCAAUUAUCCUUCUCACUGGCCAUUCAAAUAUUUUCCUAAACAACUUGUUGUUUUUGAGAUGCCAGGUAGCCGCAUUAGAUUGCCAAAGCUAAUCAAGCAGGAGCGUCCCUUAGAAAAUUUGAUAAAUGCCAAUCUCAGUGGUUGUGAAUUUAUUACGGAAUUACCUAAAUUAGGGGCCCAAAAUUUAAAGCACUUGGACCUCUCUCUUUGUAAAAAUUUAGUUGAGAUUGAUGAAUGCUUUGGAUCUCUUGAAAAGCUUACAAAAUGGGAUCUCGAUGGUUGUUGUAAACUUCAAAUUCUUCCAAGCCAGCUCAGGUUGAAAUCUCUUCGUUGGUUUGGUCUUUCUUACUGCUCAAGCCUUGAGAAGCUCCCUAAUUUUCAUCCAGAAAUGGAAUGUUUAGAUACUUUAGAAUUAGAGGGGAGUGGUAUUAGAGAGUUGCCUUCAUCAAUCGAGCAUCUCACUAAGCUUGAGAAAUUAAACCUUCGUGAGUGCAAAAACCUUGGGGAUCUUCCAGAUAGCAUUUAUAAAUUGCAACAGCUUCAGUACUUGAAGACUCCUACUGCCAAAUUGAGACCGACGUGCGAUUCUUUUGAUGGCUCUUCCGGAUAUGGGUUUGUGAACAUGACACAAUUGGAUCUCCGUGGCUUUUUCGGAUGUGAAGGCAUAAUUGAAUUAGAUCUUUUGAUGAAGCCUGAUUACUUCCCCGCAUUGAAAUACUUAACUCUAUCUUCUACCAAUAUUGUUACCAUCCCUGAAAGCAUUAGCAGAUUUCCCAGAUUACAACAACUUUAUGCUAUGAAUUGCAAGCUUCUUCGUGAAAUUCAAGGGCUUCCACAAUCAAUAAGGAGCGUUGGUGUGGAUGGUUCCAUGUUGUUGAAUACCUCACCAAGCGGGCUAUUUAAUCAGGUAAUAGGAAUUAUUGGGAUUUUACCAAAUAGAGUAUGUGGUAGCGCAAGAAGCAACAAAUUAAUGGAUCUGCAGUUCUCCAAUAAUUUACCAUCUGAAACUGAGGGUGCUGAAUCUGAAGAUGGGGACAUAUCAAUGGAUCUGCAGUUCUCCAAUUAUUUCCAAUCUGAAGAUAAGGUUGAAUAUUUGAGAGAGGGCUUUGAUGGCUUUGAUGGCUUUAAUCCUGAUAUUAGUUUUUCGGGAACUGAGAUGCUGAAAUGGUUUAAUCAUCGAAGUGUUGAUAACUCCAUAUCUUUCUUUGUUGGUCGCAAUUUUCCAAAAUUGGUUGUCUGUAUAGUUCCUGGACCAGGGGGCUUUCAUGGCUUUGUUGAAAUUUCCAUCAAUGGUUAUGAAAAUCGUGAAUAUGAGUCUAUUAAUCUACCGCGACGAUAUUCAUUUCCACAAUAUUUAUUUUCUCUAACUCAAUGGUCUCUUCUGCAAAGACAUUUGAAUGAAUCAAAUCCAACUGACCAGAAUCUUGUUGAGGUUUCAAUUAGAUAUAAGUCAGAUGACCCCGUAGAAUGCACCUGUCCUCCUCAAGAAGAUGAUGCUGUUGAUUAUUGGUCAGAUGACACCUGUUAUUCUAUAGAAAUGUGGGGGGUCCACGUAGAAUGCACCUGUCCUCCUCAAGAAGAUGAUGCUGUUGAUUAA